Messenger RNA from Dioscorea cayenensis subsp. rotundata (Guinea yam), 1431 nucleotides. RefSeq lists its product as uncharacterized. The transcript has 6 exons. Lineage: Eukaryota; Viridiplantae; Streptophyta; Magnoliopsida; Dioscoreales; Dioscoreaceae. The coding region runs from base 1 to 1431 and encodes 476 amino acids. The record is from RefSeq and is a predicted model, not a curated record.
AUGAAGAAGCAUCUGCGUGCACAAUUUCUUCCCUACAACUUCCAGAGAGUGAUGUACCAAAGACUUCAAAAUUUGAAGCAAGGCACUAGGUUGGUAGAUGACUAUACCACUGGAUUUUACCAACUCGUGGCAAGGAACGAGAUCCAGGAGAUAGAGGAUCAGUUGUUAGCACGAUACAAUAUUAGAGGUUUGAGGGUACAAAUUCAGGAUACAGUUAAUAUGUUUGAUCAUGUUUCUGUAUCUAUGGCACACUUGAGGGACUCUACAGGAGGGCUUACUAAGAAUGCCAACACUACAAAAUUUUCCAACAAGGCUACUAGUGGAGAAGUGGGUCAUAGGCUAUCUGAAUGCCAGAAGGUGGCCGGGAAGAAAGUACUUCUCAUUGAUGCGACCGAUCUCAAGGAGGAAGAAAAAGAAAUGGUUGUGGAUGAGCAACCAAAUGAUGAGGAAACCAAAAAGUUUAUCAAAGGAGAUGUGGGUGCUGCAUUGGUAGUUAGGCGGUCUUGUUUAACACUAAGAGUUGUCAAGGAGGAUUGGUUGAGGACCAACAUAUUCCAAACUCCUUAUACCAUCUUGGGAAAUGUAUGUCGUUUAGUGAUUGAUGCAGGUAGUUGCGAGAAUAUUGUGUCUGCAACUAUCGUUCAAAUACUGGGGAUCAAAACUGAGGAGCAUCCUAAGCCUUAUAAGCUUGCAUGGCUCAAGAAGCGGGUAAGAUUUGAGAAGGAGAUACAGGAGUCAGAUGUGGUCUUUUCACUGAUAGGGAGCGGGGUUACAAUUGAAGAAGCAAUUCUAGAAAUCGUGAUGCCUAUCGUAGCUAACUUUAAAAACAUAUUUCUUGAAGAAUUACCUGAUGAGUUGCCACCAUUGUGUGACAUUCAACGCCAAAUUGAUUUAGAACCUGGUGUGGCCCUUCCAAAUCAUCCUCACUAUCGAAUGAGCCCGAGCGAGCAUGAGGAGCUGUGGAGACAAGUGGAGGAAUUGCUGAUGAAGGGGCAUAUUCGGGAGAGUUUGAGUCCUUGCCAUCAUGGCUCCAUUGACGGAUUGCAUGAAGAGACAGAGAAGAAGUUUAAACUGAUCAAAUUGCGCCUCACUGUAUCUCCAAUCAUGAUAUUGCCAGACUUCCACCAACCUUUUGAAUUACAUUUUGAUGCUUCCAAAGUUGGGAUAGGGGUAGUUCUGACUCAGAACAACAAGCCCAUCACCUAUUUCAGUGAGAAACUAGUUAGAGAUGGGGAGGAGACCGAUUUCUUGCUCCAUGACAGUUUCCUGUUCAAUGGUAAUCAGUUGUGCAUUCUGGAUUGGGAGUACAACAAGUUGUCCAUCAAGAAGAUUGGACUGGUAGAGAUCAUUGAGAAGAUCAACCCUAAUGCUUCUGACUCAAGCUACCAAGCCAUAUCUGGAUGGCAGAUGUGUUCAACGUCAAGUACUUAG